AACUUCACUUUCGUUUCAAAUCAGAGAGAGAGAGAGAGAAAGAGAGAGAGAUAGAAAAAUGGCGGACGAGGAAGAAGCAGAGCUUAGCGAGAAGCAGAAGAAGGAGAUAGCGAAAUGGUUCCUCCUCAACUCUCCUCCUGGUGAAAUCCAGUAUGUUGCCAAAGAUGUGAAAGCGAUUUUGAACGACGAGGAACUCUACAAGGAAGCAGCAUCGGAGUCAUUCCCACUGUACAACAAAUCCCACAUGAUUUCCCUAGAAUUGCCCUGCCGGGCCGGCGACGUAAUAAUUACAUCUUACGGGGAGAUCAACGAAAAUGAGUACCUUGAUCCAAGAACUGCCCAAGUCGCUAUAGUUGACCACAUCAAACAGGUUUGUACAGAGGCUAGACCUGCAUUGGAUGAGGAACUACCAUCCCCAUAUAUUGAAGAAUUUCGAUGUGCCCUUGAUGCAGAAAUUCUGAAAUACAUUGGUGAAGCCUAUCCAAAAGGUGUCUGCUCAGUUUACUGUGGGAAAGGAAAAGAUGUCGAGGGUCCAGGAUCUGAUUUUGAGCUUGUGGUGGUAAUUUCUGCCACUAGACAUAGCCCGCAAAAUUUCUGCAAUGGUAGCUGGCGCUCAGUAUGGACCAUUGAGUUCAAAGAUGAAAUACAGAUACUUGAAUUUAGUGGCAAACUCCAGGUGGGUGCCCAUUAUUUUGAGGAGGGAAAUGUCCAGCUAGAUGCAAAACAUGAAUGCAAAGAUUCAACAGUCUUUCAGUCCCCAGAAGAUUCUGCGAUUAGCAUAGCCAACAUUAUUCGACAUCAUGAGACAGAGUAUUUGGCUUCUCUUGAGGCAUCCUAUUCAAACUUGCCGGAUACCACUUUCAAGGACCUUCGGAGAAAGCUUCCUGUCACGCGCACCUUAUUUCCAUGGCACAACACCUUGCAAUUCAGCUUGACAAGAGACAUCACGAAAGAACUUGGCAUUGGAAAGUGAAUACACCACUGAAAUCAGGAGUCAUGCUUCUUAUAUAUAUGCCUACCUAGACAGCAAGUCUCUGUAAUAUGUACCUUUGAGUGACUAUUUGUGUUGAUUGCUUUUCUCUCUCUUUCUAUAAUCUCCUUUUGUUCUAAUUCAUCGGCCUCAAAAAUUGUCAUCUGGCUUUUAGAGUUUUCUUUCCCUCAGUUUUGGUGCAUUUGUAAUCUAGCAUUUAUUUUUGGGUAAUGUAAUGUAUAGCAAUAAAAUGGUUGUGGUUCGUUUUUCA
Molecule: messenger RNA, 1241 nt
Organism: Ziziphus jujuba (common jujube)
Lineage: Eukaryota; Viridiplantae; Streptophyta; Magnoliopsida; Rosales; Rhamnaceae
Product: F-actin-capping protein subunit alpha
Exons: 10
Coding region: 59-973 (304 amino acids)
Biological process (GO): barbed-end actin filament capping; actin cytoskeleton organization
Cellular component (GO): F-actin capping protein complex; actin cortical patch
Molecular function (GO): actin filament binding
Source: RefSeq, a predicted model, not a curated record